Messenger RNA from Podospora bellae-mahoneyi, 1047 nucleotides. RefSeq lists its product as uncharacterized. The record is from RefSeq and is a predicted model, not a curated record. The transcript has a single exon. The coding region runs from base 1 to 1047 and encodes 348 amino acids. NCBI's taxonomy places the organism in Eukaryota, Fungi, Ascomycota, Sordariomycetes, Sordariales, Podosporaceae.
AUGACCUCUUCAUCUCCCAUCCCAGGCUUCACCCCCCUCUCCUCCACAAUCCACCUCUAUCAACCCCCUUCCCCUACUCUCACCCAUCAUACCUCCCCCAACCCUCCCCAACUAAUAAUCCUCUGCACCUGGACCUCCGCCAAACCAGCCCACAUAGCAAAAUACACCACCGCCUACCAAUCCCUCCACCCCACCACCCCCAUCCUCCUAAUAACAACCCACAUCACCGAUCUAAUCAUCCACUCCAUCCCCCACAAGGCAAAAUCCCUCCUCCCCGCCUUGACUUACCUCCUCAGGCUCCCAGCCACCACCCUAGGACCAUACUUCUCCCCCUUCUCCCCCCCAACCGCGCGAUUACUCCCCGGCUCAAUCCUCUUGCACACCUUCUCCGAAGGCGGCUCCUUCGCCGCCGUCUCCCUCGCCACAACCUACCUCCACCAUUCAAAACAAAAGCUCCCAGUCGGGGCAUUCAUCUUCGACUCCACGCCCGGAAGCCCAACACCGUCUUUUGCCUGCUCCACGGCAGCCUUUGCGAGGACACUCCCCGGUUUUUGUCAACAUAAUGUUAUUCGGAAGAGCAUUGGCGGGGUGGUGUACCUCUCUUUUCGGGCCCGCUCAGGCAACAGAGACAAAGCGCGGCGGAACUGGCUGCACUUUACACAACUGGGGUUAAAUAACGAAAGGCUAUGGGAUUCAUCAUCCGAGAGUGUCCCAACGACGUACCUCUUUAGCGAAAAGGACGAUCUUGUCUUGUGGGAAGAUGUGCAAGACCAUGCGGUCAGGGCAAAGAGACGGAGCUUGAUGGUUAGGUUUAAAGAGACGGGGCACUGCGGGCAUGUCAUGGGGGAGAGGGAGAGGGGAAUAUACUGGGCUGCGGUGAGGCUAACAUGGGAAGGGGUGAGGGUUGAUGGGGGGUUGGGGGUGAAACUACAUGGUUUGGGGAGGACAACGGUAGGGUGGAACAACAGAAAAGGGUGGCUUAGUUUGGAUAGUUUGUGUCUUGAGGAGGAGGAGGAGGAGGAGGAGGAGGAGAGAAUAAGGACAUGA